AUGGGAGCUUUAAAAUACGUUGAGGAGCUUCAUAAGAAGAAGCAGUCCGAUGUCCUGCGCUUCCUUCUCCGUGUCCGAUGCUGGGAGCUCCGACAAUUAAACGUCGUCCAUCGCGCCUCCCGCCCAUCUCGUCCAGAUAAGGCACGCCGUCUGGGUUACAAGGCCAAGCAAGGCUAUGUCAUCUACCGUGUCCGUGUCCGUCGUGGAGGUCGCAAGCGGCCGGUACCAAAGGGUGCUACAUACGGCAAGCCUACCAACCAAGGUGUGAACCAGCUCAAGUACCAACGAUCCCUCAAGUCGACUGCUGAGGAGCGUGUCGGACGUCGUUGCGCCAACUUGCGUGUUCUCAACUCGUACUGGAUUAACCAGGACUCCACCUACAAGUACUUCGAGGUCAUUCUCGUCGACCCUCAACACAAGGCCAUCCGCCGCGAUCCUCGCAUUAGCUGGAUCGUCAACCCCGUCCACAAGCACCGCGAAUCUCGAGGUCUCACCGCAACUGGCAAGAAGUCUCGUGGUUUGGGCAAAGGUCACGGAUAUAACAAGACAACUGCUGGCCGAAGAAAGACCUGGAAGAGACACAACACUCUCAACCUCCAAAGAUACAGAUAG
Messenger RNA from Hyaloscypha bicolor E, 612 nucleotides. RefSeq names its product 60S ribosomal protein L15. The coding region runs from base 1 to 612 and encodes 203 amino acids. Lineage: Eukaryota; Fungi; Ascomycota; Leotiomycetes; Helotiales; Hyaloscyphaceae. Gene Ontology annotation, biological process: cytoplasmic translation. The record is from RefSeq and is a predicted model, not a curated record. Gene Ontology annotation, cellular component: ribosome; cytosolic large ribosomal subunit. Gene Ontology annotation, molecular function: structural constituent of ribosome; RNA binding. The transcript is spliced from 4 exons.